Messenger RNA from Micromonas commoda, 1361 nucleotides. RefSeq lists its product with no specific name. Gene Ontology annotation, molecular function: oxidoreductase activity. Lineage: Eukaryota; Viridiplantae; Chlorophyta; Mamiellophyceae; Mamiellales; Mamiellaceae. The record is from RefSeq and is a predicted model, not a curated record. The transcript has a single exon. The coding region runs from base 1 to 1215 and encodes 404 amino acids.
AUGCCCAAAAACGUCAUCGUCAUCGGCGCCGGCUUCGGCGGCCUCGGAUGCGCCAAGACCUUCGCGGACGCGAAGGACUCGUCGGGCGUCGCCGUCACCGUCAUCGACGCCAAGUCGUGGUUCACGAUUGGAGGCACGUGGCAGUACGCGUGGGCGGGGCGCGUCGACACUUCUUCGACCACGUGGGAUCUGAGCAAGUGCGGGGCGCAGUUCCCCGGGGUGUCCAUGCUGCUGGACACCGACGUGGCGUCGCUCGACCUGGAAGGCAAGAAGGUCGUCCUCGGCGACGGCACCGCGCUGGAGUACGAUCACCUCGUCCUCUCCCCCGGGGUGGUCGGUGAUCCCUCGUCCGUUCCGGGCAUGGACGCCACGCUGGACAUGUACUCGCACGACAGCAUCGAACGCCAGCGCGCGGACGUCCAGGAUAUCGUCGCCAAUGCCACCGCGGGCGAAACCCAGACCCUCCUCGUCGCCAUCGGCGCGGUCCCGUACAAGUGCCCGGUGGCGCCGUUUGAAGCCGCGUUCAUCGCCGACGACGUCAUCCGCCGCGCGGGGGUCAGGGACAAGGUCGACAUCGUCGUCACCGCGCCCGUCGCGUGGCCGCUCCCGGACCCGGCGAAAGAGGUGUUCGUUCGGCUCUUCGAGGAGAAGAACGUCCGCUUCUUGCCGGAGAAGACGGUCGUCUCGAUCGAGGGGGGCGUCAAAGCGUCAUUCGCGGAUGGCGACGCCAUCGCCGCAAGCAAGAUCUGGUCCGUCUACCCUCAGCGCGCGCCGGAUUUCGUCAAGGCCACCGGCGCGUGCAACCCGCGCGGGUUCGUCCCGGUGAACAUCGCCACGAACGGCGUCGAGGGCAGUGACGGCGUGUACUGCAUCGGGGACUGCUGCGGUAUCGCCGUCGGCGGCAAGCCGCACCCAAAGGCUGGCGAGUUCGCGUGGCAGAUGGGCGAGAUGGUCGCGCACGAGAUCAUGCGCACGGAGGGGUACGAACACAGCAGACUCGGCGCGUGCAUAGCGGAGUGCGGCGCGGGCGCGGGUGUCCUCGUCGCGCCCGAUUACACGCAGUGCGUCAAGGACCCCGAGGGCGGCAAGCCGAGCUGCGCAAUCCAGGACCGGAAAACCGACGGCGAGGCGGCCAAGCUCGACUGGGUGAACAAGUACAUCAGGAACAUCUUCGGCGAGGGCGGGAGAAGGUUCGAACCCGCGGCGGCUGCGUAGAGUGACGCGUCGUAUCCGCCAUCGUACGUGCAAUUGUUGUGCUAAGUCUGUCUAGUAGCUAGCUAGAGGUGGAGCUCCAGGCAUCCGUCCACCGUGGACACCGCCGGGCAGUAAGGGCACUUGAACGACCCGUCGGGUUUGGCCAA